Messenger RNA from Iphiclides podalirius (scarce swallowtail), 597 nucleotides. NCBI's taxonomy places the organism in Eukaryota, Metazoa, Arthropoda, Insecta, Lepidoptera, Papilionidae. The record is from the annotation of a GenBank genome assembly.
AUGCAGCAUACUUUACGGAGUGGCAAAGAUUUCGUUGAAUCGACGAUGGCGACUGCUACCCGAGUGCCGUAUUACUACACCACGACCUACCACAGCACACAUACAUAUCCCUCCAAAAGGCCUCCCGAUGCUGUGAGACAGAGUUCCGCGAACUACACAAUUGAUAGAACGACUAGAGACUACGAUAGAAAUGAGAUGGCCAGUACCACGGAAAGAAGUGAGAAUUUCAUGAUGCUAGUGGAUGACUUUAGUGAUUAUUUUUACGGGAACGUUAGUCAUGACAUAUUCAACGUGCGGAACCAAACGCUGGACGUAUUGAACAAUGUCUACGAAUACCCAAACUGCACCUUCAACGGUACCCUAAACGUGUCCUGCUUCGGAAGGUUGGACACGGAACCGCAGUACAACUUCUGGGCAUUGUUGCUGCUGAUAUUUCCGUUCUUCACGUUGUUCGGUAACGUGUUGGUGAUCUUGAGUGUUGUGAGGGAGAGGACAUUGCAGACGGUGACGAACUACUUCAUAGUGAGCCUGGCGGUAGCAGAUUUGCUGGUGGCGGUAGUUGUGAUGCCGUUUGGAGUUUAUUAUUUGGUGAGUUAU